AACAAAUAAUUUUAUAAUAAUCUUGUUAUAAAAGACUGCGUGUAUGAAAAAUGAAUAUGAAUAUCGUUUGAAUGGUUUAAAAUUAAAUGUUUCGUAAAAUAGAACACAAAGUCCGUCUCAGAAAUGAAGUUAUUUUGUGUAAUAUCUAAAUUAAAACAAAAAAAUUGACACUUCCUCGUUAAAUUUCAGUGUAAAACAAUCACAAUAUGCAUAAUCCGUACUAUUUGCCAGCCGUGAGUUCAUAUUAUAAUCGCAACCAUAAACGAGUCAGACCAACGGCAUUGGACCAUUUAUUAGAAAAUAUAUUUUCCUAUUUGUCCCUUAAAGAUCUAAAAAAUUGUGCACUUGUUUGUAAGAACUGGCACCGUAUCCUAAACGAUGAAAAUAGUUAUGUGUGGAGGCUACAAUGUAUUAAAAAGUUAGCUGAAGAAGUUAUGAAGUCUGAUCUGCUUUCAAAUCUUACAACAUACAAAGCGAAGUUAAGAGCAUUUUAUCACGCAUGGAGUCCAUACGACUGUUCACGAAACAUAUAUAUAAAAGCUAAUGGAUUUACAUUGCACAGGAAUCCAGUUGCACAAAGUACAGAUGCUUGCAGAGGGAAAAUCGGCUUCAAUCGCGGUAGGCAUGCCUGGGAAGUUAUUUGGGAAGGGCCUUUAGGUACUGUAGCUGUUAUAGGAGUGUCAACAAAGGAAGCACCAUUACAAUGUCCAGGAUAUGUUGGUCUCCUUGGUUCUGAUGAACAAAGCUGGGGCUGGAAUUUAGUUGACAACUAUUUAUUACACAAUGGAGAUACACAGGGCCGUUAUCCUCUUCUAAACAACUGUCCUAAAUAUCAAGUAGGUGAGAGAAUAAGAGUUAUCCUAGAUUGUGAAGGGCACACACUAUCAUUUGAAAGAGGCUAUGAAUUUCUGGGUGUAGCUUUCAGAGGUCUGCCGGUAAAGAAAAAAUUGUACCCAACAGUCUCAGCGGUUUACGGAAACACUGAAGUGUCAAUGGUCUAUCUGGGUCCUCCAUUAGAUGGUUAAAUUAUUAUCUAAUAUAAUUAGUUGUAGAAAUAUUAUAGUCUAGUCAUUUUAUGUGAUAUAUUUUAUAUUAUUUUAGCUUCUCAAGUGUUAUUAUUUUAAAUCAUUUGUUACAAACAUAUGGACACAUUACUUGUUUUAAUGAAAUGUUUUGUCUGAACAAGUAAUGUCUCAUUUAAAUAAAAAUAAGUACAUAUUUUCAUGUAACAUUCUCAUUUAGAAGAUAAUCUUAAAUAAUAAUGCAGCUUUAAUUUAUACAUGUAACAAAUAUUUAACUAUUUUAUUUUAAAAUACUAUUGCUUACUGAGAGGAAUCUUCUAUGUAAUAUUUUAUUAUGGACUAUUUGCAGUCUCAUUUACUUUUAAGAUUUAAUUCAUUCAAAAAUAAAAAAAAACAUUCCAAAAGUGUAGAUUAAAAAAAAAGUAUGUAAUCAGACUGUAUUUAUGAUAAUAAUUGAAAUUGAUAUCUCAUUAUUAAUGUGUAUUAUAUAACUUUUAAUUUACGUGUGAAAAAAAAUAUUUAAAUUACUCUAAUGUUAACAUAGCAUUUCAAUUGUUGUAUGAGAUGCUCACGAUUCAAUCUUCUACUUGUCAUAUCAGUUUAUUUCCAAUUUUAAUAAGGAGGUGCACCUCAAAUGAGAUAAUAAAAAUAUUUUUAAUAUUUUACAAAGAUGUAAAUCUCUAUGUUUUUAAAAUUAAUAUUGAUACAAAUACUCAUAUAUAAAUUUAAAUAGAUAAUAUGGAAUGAAAAAUUCAUUGUCACAAGCAAUAUGAACCUGCAAAUUCUUGAACAUUGCAUUACAGUCAUCAAUUAAGCUAAACUUGUUCUGACUAAAGAUGAUGAAUUGAGCUUGUCUCUUUUGCGGUUAUAUCCUGUUUCGAUGGAUUUUUUGUUUUAUAUAGUCUAUUGGAAUUUCAAUUAAAGUUGUAUAUCACUCAAAUAAAACUCAAAUUUGUGUUCUUGUUUAAUGGUAUAGUAACAUUUUAAUUUCAUUGUGAUAAUUGCAAAGCCACUUUCAAUUACAUUAGUAUUAAUGAAAUUUUUGUUAUAUGUAUUUCUAUAUCCUAUAUGUCAUAAGAGUGAUUGUGGAAUAUACUAACCAGUAUAAUUUUUAUUAACCAUGCAGUUGUUAUGACUAGAAAGAAAUCUUAAAAAUAGGCGGUCAAAUAUUUGUUUGGACUGAACAGCUUAUUCUUAUAUCAAUAAAUUGUGUUCUAUAAUUAUUGCAAUCUAAUUGUAAGCUAAGAGUUUAAUACUUUAAAUUACCGAGGUUCAUGAUUAUCACAAAGUAAAGGCCAACUUUAAAUGGGCUUAGAAUGGCAUAAUACAUAAUUUAAACUAAAUAAAAUACAUGUUAUGGUCACUAUUUAGUUUCA
Molecule: messenger RNA, 2398 nt
Organism: Danaus plexippus (monarch butterfly)
Lineage: Eukaryota; Metazoa; Arthropoda; Insecta; Lepidoptera; Nymphalidae
Gene: Fsn
Product: F-box/SPRY domain-containing protein 1
Exons: 4
Coding region: 207-1025 (272 amino acids)
Biological process (GO): proteasome-mediated ubiquitin-dependent protein catabolic process; synapse assembly involved in innervation
Cellular component (GO): synapse; SCF ubiquitin ligase complex
Molecular function (GO): protein binding
Source: RefSeq, a predicted model, not a curated record